UUGGAAAAGGAAACGAAAAAAAAAAAGAAAAGGAAAGCGAAAACCCUACUGAGGUUUUAUUCCUUUGUCUGGUCAGAUUUGUUUCUCACAAACAUCAUUACCCAAACUCUCAUUGUCAGCUCUGCGAAGUUCUUAGCUUCUCUUCUUAAUUUUCCGCUGACAAAAGCUGUACCUCAAUCUAUAAGUGGUUCCGUUAAUCUCAAGAUGUUACCAACUGAGUCAAAGAAAGCCUUGUCUUUCAAGAGGUAUAUUGAAGAUGGCGACUUAGUUAUCGUUUACGAAAGACAUGAUGUGAUGAAGCCUGUGAAAGUAAGCAAAGACGCUGUGCUUCAGAACCGUUUUGGUGUGUAUAAGCACUCGGAUUGGAUUGGGAAGCCAUUAGGGGCGAAAGUAUUCAGCAACAAGGGUAAAUUUGUAUACCUCUUGGCUCCUACUCCUGAGCUAUGGACAUUGGUUUUAAGCCACAGGACUCAGAUUCUUUACAUUGCGGAUAUCAGCUUUGUGGUGAUGUAUCUAGAAGUUGUGCCUGGCUGUGUUGUUCUUGAGUCGGGCACCGGAAGUGGUUCGCUUUCGACUUCACUUGCUCGAGCUGUGGCUCCAACUGGACAUGUGUAUUCAUUUGAUUUCCACGAGCAACGAGCUGUCUCUGCAAGGGAAGAUUUUGAGAAGACAGGAAUUAGUAGUUUAGUAACCGUAGAGGUCAGAGAUAUUCAAGGAGAAGGUUUUCCUGAGAAAUUGUCAGGUUUGGCUGAUUCGGUGUUCCUAGAUCUUCCACAGCCUUGGCUAGCGGUUCCUUCUGCAGCAAAGAUGUUAAAGCAAGAUGGAGUUCUCUGCUCUUUUUCACCUUGCAUCGAGCAAGUACAACGGACUUGUGAGGUCCUCAGAUCAGAUUUCAUAGAUAUAAGAACUUUCGAGGUGCUUCUCAGAACAUAUGAAGUGAAGGAAGUGAAAGUGGAUACUAGUAGUAUGGCUGAUCAGAGCCUCGAGGAGGACGAUGGAGGACUGAGACCUUGCAAGAGAAAACACCGUUCAAAUGAAGAAGACGACACGGUGUCACAUGACAAGUCUUCUAAUGCUACUUCUUCAGUCGUCAUGGCUCGGCCUUGUAGCGAGGCAAGAGGUCACACCGGCUACUUAACCUUUGCAAGACUCCAAUGUCUAGCUUAGUCCAAAUUCUCCACCAAUGGAUUAAUAAUCUCAAAAGUUAUCAUGUAUUAUUAUAAAUUACAUGAUUUUGUCUUAUUACGCUUUUUUGUUAGAAAACAAAAAUUGCUGUUAAUUUGUUUGUUUUAAUACAAAGUUUUUAAUUUGGUGAU
Capsella rubella is the source of this 1316-nucleotide messenger RNA. Its product is annotated as tRNA (adenine(58)-N(1))-methyltransferase catalytic subunit TRMT61A. The transcript has 4 exons. Gene Ontology annotation, cellular component: nucleus; tRNA (m1A) methyltransferase complex. The coding region runs from base 205 to 1167 and encodes 320 amino acids. Lineage: Eukaryota; Viridiplantae; Streptophyta; Magnoliopsida; Brassicales; Brassicaceae. Gene Ontology annotation, biological process: tRNA methylation. The record is from RefSeq and is a predicted model, not a curated record.